Messenger RNA from Mesoplodon densirostris (Blainville's beaked whale), 1400 nucleotides. RefSeq names its product POU class 3 homeobox 2 (gene POU3F2). Gene Ontology annotation, molecular function: RNA polymerase II cis-regulatory region sequence-specific DNA binding; DNA-binding transcription factor activity, RNA polymerase II-specific. Gene Ontology annotation, cellular component: nucleus. The transcript has a single exon. The record is from RefSeq and is a predicted model, not a curated record. Gene Ontology annotation, biological process: brain development; regulation of transcription by RNA polymerase II. Bases 1 to 1320 code for a protein of 439 amino acids. Lineage: Eukaryota; Metazoa; Chordata; Mammalia; Artiodactyla; Ziphiidae.
AUGGCGACCGCAGCGUCUAACCACUACAGCCUGCUCACCUCCAGCGCCUCCAUCGUGCACGCCGAGCCGCCGGGCGGCAUGCAGCAGGGCGCGGGGGGCUACCGCGAGGCGCAGAGCCUGGUGCAGGGCGACUACGGCGCGCUGCAGAGCAACGGGCACCCGCUCAGCCACGCUCACCAGUGGAUCACCGCGCUGUCCCACGGCGGCGGCGGCGGGGGCGGUGGCGGCGGCGGCGGGGGCGGGGGUGGCGGCGGGGGCGGCGGCGACGGCUCCCCGUGGUCCACCAGCCCCUUGGGCCAGCCGGACAUCAAGCCCUCGGUGGUGGUACAGCAGGGCGGCCGCGGCGACGAGCUGCACGGGCCGGGCGCCCUGCAGCAGCAACAGCAACAGCAACAGCAGCAGCAGCAGCAGCAACAGCAGCAGCAGCAGCAGCGGCCGCCGCAUCUGGUACACCACGCUGCCAACCACCACCCGGGGCCCGGGGCAUGGCGGAGCGCGGCGGCUGCGGCGCACCUCCCGCCCUCCAUGGGAGCGUCCAACGGCGGCUUGCUCUACUCGCAGCCCAGCUUCACGGUGAACGGUAUGCUGGGCGCCGGCGGGCAGCCGGCCGGGCUGCACCACCACGGCCUGCGGGACGCGCACGACGAGCCGCACCACGCUGAUCACCACCCGCACCCGCACUCGCACCCGCACCAGCAGCCGCCGCCGCCCCCGCCGCCCCCGCAGGGCCCUCCCGGCCACCCCGGCGCGCACCAUGACCCGCACUCGGAUGAGGACACGCCGACCUCGGACGACCUGGAGCAGUUUGCCAAGCAGUUCAAGCAGCGGCGGAUCAAACUGGGAUUUACCCAAGCGGACGUGGGGCUGGCGCUGGGCACCCUGUACGGCAACGUGUUCUCGCAGACCACCAUCUGCAGGUUUGAGGCCCUGCAGCUGAGCUUCAAGAACAUGUGCAAGCUGAAGCCUUUGUUGAACAAGUGGUUGGAGGAGGCGGACUCGUCCUCGGGCAGCCCCACGAGCAUAGACAAGAUCGCAGCGCAGGGGCGCAAGAGGAAAAAGCGGACCUCCAUCGAGGUGAGCGUCAAGGGGGCUCUGGAGAGCCAUUUCCUCAAAUGCCCCAAGCCCUCGGCCCAGGAGAUCACCUCCCUCGCGGACAGCUUACAGCUGGAGAAGGAGGUGGUGAGAGUUUGGUUUUGUAACAGGAGACAGAAAGAGAAAAGGAUGACCCCUCCCGGAGGGACUCUGCCGGGCGCCGAGGAUGUGUACGGGGGGAGUAGGGACACGCCACCACACCACGGGGUACAGACACCCGUCCAGUGAACUCGAGCGGGGGGGAGGGGCAGAGCGCGGGGCUCCCCCUCCCCUUCGGUCCGCGACCCUUUCCCGGCCCCCUUGUUCCC